This is a messenger RNA of Morone saxatilis (striped sea-bass), 1773 nucleotides long. RefSeq names its product regulator of G protein signaling 9a (gene rgs9a). The transcript is spliced from 19 exons. Gene Ontology annotation, biological process: G protein-coupled receptor signaling pathway; regulation of G protein-coupled receptor signaling pathway. The record is from RefSeq and is a predicted model, not a curated record. Lineage: Eukaryota; Metazoa; Chordata; Actinopteri; Moronidae. The coding region runs from base 1 to 1773 and encodes 590 amino acids.
AUGACAAUUAGAACAGUCCGUCCAGACCGGGGACAACAUUUCCGGCCCGGCAUGCACUGCCUCAAAAAGCUGGAGGCCAUUUUGGUGGAGAUGCAGGACUCGAAAAGUGGGGUCAAGGGCUCGGAGCAGAAACUUAACGUCACUACCAUCCCACAUGUCAUCGCUGAUCACACUGAAUCACUAAUACUUCUCCAAUCUAAACCUUUUCAGACGCCAUACUUCUGGCCUACACAGAAAUGGGUUGCAGAAGACACUGACUACGCCAUUUACCUGGCCAAGAGGAACAUUCGCAAGAAAGGCAUGCUGGAACCCUAUGAACAGGCACAUUACAACCACCUCCAUGAAUGGUUAAACCACAAAUGGGACUUUAUCGUCAUGCAGGCCACUGAGCAGUACAAGGCUGGUAAGGAGAGGAAGAAGCCGGAUCGUGUGGUGUUUGACUGCCAGGAGAGGGCUUACUGGAUAGUGAACAGGCCACCGCGUCGUACUCACAGUGCUAUGGACAGUGGUCCAGAUUGUCUUUUUGAUCCCACUGCGGAUGAGAAAAUCAGCUUUGACCAGUACAGACGCAGGAACCUGUUCUAUCAACAAGCCAUCAUGAGGUCAAAGGUCAAAUCUAGCGUGUCCCUUGGAGCACUGGUCAAGUACAUCACAACCUACAAAAACCACGACCCGUUCCUGGCCCCCUGUCUACCCAGCAACCCCUGGCAAACAGACAAUGACACAUACUGGACUCUCAACAUGAGAAGAGUUGAGGUCCCCACUAAGAUGCGAGUAGAGCGCUGGUCCUUCAGUUUGUUUGAGCUGCUGAGCGACCUGCGAGGCCGAGACGACUUCAAGAUCUUCCUCAAGAAAGAGUUCAGUGGGGAGAACUUGGCUUUUUGGGAGGCAGCUGAAGAACUGAAGUGGGGCACUUCAUCUUCCAUGUCAGCAAAAGCAGAGACCAUCUUCAAUUACCCUGCUGCGGGGCUGCUGUGUGAGCCCUUGGUAAUGGUGAAGGGCCUGAGCCAGACAGGCCUGCAGCAGCUCCUGCAGGACCGUGUGGAGCGGGCUGACCUGGACCGGAAGACGGAUUUUGGAUGUGACGCUGCUCCCAGACUCUGCUUCUUCUUGGAUCUCCAGAUCCUCCCACUGAGAAGCUCCUCCUUCAGACCCGCCCACUUGGCCUGCACGGGGCUGACCUCUGCGGCAGCCCUGGCCUUUCCCAGCUUCUUGCUCUGUCUGGGGGUUCCCUUUGCCACAGCCUCGGACCCGCCCUGUUUUCCCAGGAUGCAGUGCUUCAGGUUGGGGCAGAGUUCACCCAUGGACUGGCACAGCCUGGCCAUAAAAAGGACUGAACUGAGAGACUUGUUCAAGACUGUCCUUACCUGUUUCCUGGGAAGGAAGAUAGUGCUGGAGGCUGCUUCUUUGGUGCUGCUGCCCCCGCUGGGUUACGCUGACCCACCCUGCAUCACUCAGCAGAUCCCCCGGAGACUCCGACCACAGGAAGGAGGCCACAUCUACUUCAUACUGUGCUCCGCGGCCAGAGCUGGGGACACGUUCUUCCGUUACCUCAAGUCACCGGUGUACAAAGACACCCAGAAGAAGGCACUGAACCCUGAGCCUCACAACUUCAGUCCGGCCCAGCUAGAGCAAAAUGCGCGGAACCUAAGCCCAGGCAUCCAUCCCAUCAUCCUCUGGCAGCAGGAGGAGGAGGAGAAGGCCAAGGCCGCCACUGCCUCCGCCCCUGUUGACGUCAAGGCCAUGAUGAGCAAAAUAGACAGGAAGAAGUAG